AUGAGCAGUCUAGUUCACAGUAUGCAACAAGACGCCGGUCUGACUGUUGAGCAGCGCCUGAAUACCAUCGAAGUCAAGAUGAUCGACUUGGAAUUCGCUAUAGCUCGGAUGCAAAGCAGCUCGGCUGGUUCAAAUGAGAACCCGCACACAGAACGAUCAUCUCGACAGAAGCAAACCCCAUCUGCCGAGUCCCUCACUCCUAAUCUGCGCAAUAAAACUUCUGGGCUCACCGGAUCACUUGAACGUGAUGAAUCCCCGAGUCCCCUGGCAGCUCUGCCAACAGUGCGACCAGCAAGCACCAGCACCAUUCGCCCCGACACAAUGAACUCCCGCAUCCUCCGACCCGCCCCAUCCGCUACAUCCUUAUCUGACUUCAACGGUGUUUCCAUCGAGCAAUACAGUACCUUGGUCACACUUCUUCGUCGCGAACAAACAGCCCGAAGGAAUCUCGAAAGCCAGGUUGCCGGCCUACGGGAUGAUCUCCGCCACAUCCAGCGCGCGGCAUUACACUCAAUGGAGCUCGGCACAAUGUAUCCAAUCCACAGCGUUGACUCGCAGGAAUUCCUUCGAUUCCGCCGAGCUCUAGACGACUCGGAUUCAUCGUCGCCUAUCCGGCCGGACGAAAAGCAUAACAUUGCUUACGAUAAUGCCUCGGACUGGGAUCCACAUGGGCAUGUUGAUGAUCCAUUUUCUCCACCCAAGUGGGAGCAUGGACAGCGAACAGUGGCCCCGUCCAUGAUUUAA
Penicillium cosmopolitanum is the source of this 744-nucleotide messenger RNA. RefSeq lists its product as uncharacterized. The record is from RefSeq and is a predicted model, not a curated record. The coding region runs from base 1 to 744 and encodes 247 amino acids. NCBI's taxonomy places the organism in Eukaryota, Fungi, Ascomycota, Eurotiomycetes, Eurotiales, Aspergillaceae. The transcript has a single exon.